AUGCACUUCUUCGCCGUCUUCGACGGCCACGGUGGCCCCGAGGUGUCUGCGCUGUGCAGGGACCAUAUGCACGCAAUCCUAGCGGACAAGCUGGCCCGCGCGGCCGCAGCCUACCGAAAGGAGAACCAGCAGGACGAAGAGGCGGAGCAUCGCGCCUGGAAGGCCGCGCUGGCACGAAGCUUCAUGUGGACGGACGAGCUGGGGGCGUCGGGGGUGCCCCGGGGCACCAUAGGUGGGUCCACGGCCGUGGUGGCGCUCUUGGUCCUGGGCCGCAUCAUCGUGGCCAACUGCGGCGACUCCCGCGCCGUGCUCUGCCGCGUCGGCCGUGCUGUCCCGCUCUCCCAGGACCACAGGCUGGACCGACCGGAGGAGAUGGCGCGUGUCACGGCGGCGGGCGGCGUGGUGUUCAACUACGGCGGGGUGCUGCGCGUGCAGGGGAUCCUUGCCAAGACGCGCGCGCUAGGGCACAUGCUCCUCAAGCCUGAAGUGAUAUGUGAGCCAGAAAUUACCAUAACUGCGAGGUCGGAGGAUGAUGAUUUCAUGAUCCUUGCAAGCGAUGGAUUGUGGGAUGUGAUGUCAAACACGGUGGCCUGCAGAGAAACCUUGAAAUGCUUAGAAGAUAAGAGCACCAAUGCUGGCACAAUGGUAGGCCGCGAAGAAGAGGUUCGGUGUGUAUGCGCUACGUUCCACCUCACGGAUCUCGCCUUCCGUAUGCAUAGCCGAGAUGACAUAUGUGUGGUUGUGAUUGAUCUAAAGAUCAGGGGUUAG
Messenger RNA from Triticum turgidum subsp. durum (durum wheat), 768 nucleotides. NCBI's taxonomy places the organism in Eukaryota, Viridiplantae, Streptophyta, Magnoliopsida, Poales, Poaceae. The record is from the annotation of a GenBank genome assembly.